Ctenocephalides felis (cat flea) is the source of this 415-nucleotide messenger RNA. RefSeq names its product mitochondrial import inner membrane translocase subunit Tim10 B. Gene Ontology annotation, cellular component: mitochondrial intermembrane space chaperone complex. NCBI's taxonomy places the organism in Eukaryota, Metazoa, Arthropoda, Insecta, Siphonaptera, Pulicidae. The transcript is spliced from 2 exons. The record is from RefSeq and is a predicted model, not a curated record. The coding region runs from base 61 to 381 and encodes 106 amino acids.
UUUAACAUGAGUGAAGAUUGAAUUAUUAAAUAUUUAAAAAGUUUUAGUCAAUUAUAGGAAAUGGAUUCACUUCAACUUCGAAAUUUUAAAGACUUCCUGUUGAUGUUCAACCAAGUAUCAGAAAAAUGUUUCUUACGCUGUGUUGAUAAUUUUAAUUCAAGAACAUUAUCACCUUAUGAAGAAAAAUGUGUGGAAAAUUGUGCACAAAAGUUUGUGAACAUUAACCAUCGGGUUAUGGGAGUGUAUGUAGAAGUACAGUCUGCACUAACUCAGAAGAGAAUUAAUGAAGUUCAGGAACAGAAUUCAGUGAUAGCGUUACCAAAUAAAGAACAGUUAGCAGUAACCACAGAACCAUUAAGCACAAAUAAUCCAACAACUUAAUUACUUUUGUGGUUUAGUUUGUUAUUAAAUAAUA